Sinocyclocheilus rhinocerous is the source of this 1646-nucleotide messenger RNA. RefSeq names its product paired box protein Pax-7-like. The transcript is spliced from 5 exons. Gene Ontology annotation, molecular function: RNA polymerase II transcription regulatory region sequence-specific DNA binding; DNA-binding transcription factor activity, RNA polymerase II-specific. The record is from RefSeq and is a predicted model, not a curated record. The coding region runs from base 1 to 933 and encodes 310 amino acids. NCBI's taxonomy places the organism in Eukaryota, Metazoa, Chordata, Actinopteri, Cypriniformes, Cyprinidae. Gene Ontology annotation, biological process: regulation of transcription by RNA polymerase II.
AUGACAGGUCGAAUAGAUGAAGGCUCGGACGUGGAGUCUGAACCGGACCUGCCCUUGAAGAGGAAGCAGAGGCGCAGUCGGACCACCUUCACAGCCGAGCAGCUGGAAGAGCUGGAGAAGGCCUUUGAAAGGACACACUACCCAGACAUCUACACCAGAGAGGAACUAGCCCAGAGAACCAAGCUCACCGAGGCCAGAGUACAGGUUUGGUUCAGCAAUCGUCGAGCAAGAUGGCGUAAACAAGCUGGAGCCAGUCAACUGGCGGCAUUUAACCACCUGUUACCUGGAGGGUUUCCACCAACAGGCAUGCCCACUUUACCAACAUACCAGCUUCCUGAGUCCACCUAUCCUUCAACAACAUUACCACAAGACGGCUGUGGCACGGUGCAUCGGCCCCAGCCGUUGCCCCCCUCCACCAUGCAUCAGGGCGGGCUCUCGAGCGACAGCAGCUCCGCCUACGGCCUCUCGUCCAACCGCCACAGUUUCUCCAGCUACACCGACACCUUCAUGAGCCAGUCAGCGAGCAGUAAUCACAUGAAUCCCGUGAGCAAUGGACUAUCUCCACAGGUGAUGAGCAUCCUCAGCAACCCUAGUGCCGUGGCCCCUCAGCCCCAGCAUGAGUUCUCCAUCUCCCCCCUGCACAGCGGCCUGGAGGCCUCCAAUCCCAUCUCAGCCAGCUGCAGCCAGCGCUCUGAGCCUAUCAAGACCGCUGACAGCCUGCCCUCCUCCCAGUCCUACUGCCCCCCUACGUACAGCACCACCAGCUACAGCGUGGACCCCGUCACUGCCGGCUACCAGUACAGUCAGUACGGCCAGACUGCGGUGGAUUACCUGGCUAAGAAUGUGAGCUUGUCCACACAGAGAAGGAUGAAGCUCGGCGAGCACUCGGCUGUGCUCGGACUGCUACAGGUGGAGACGGGACAGGCGUAUUGAUGGAUCUCGAACUGAACAUCCACUCAUCUGUUUCACCAGCAUCCCUCCAUUCUUUCUGCAGUGCCCACACGUGGUCCAUCUGACUAGGAGUGAACGAGACCAAGAGAAGUUAAAAAAUCACGGGCAGUCUUAGACUUUCUACCUAUAGCAGCGUGAAUACAAAAGCCAUUCCACAUAAAAACAGACACUAUUGUGCCGCAUCUCCUUACUCAUCCCGAUCCUUUCUCUCUUUCACAACAAAGAGACCCUUUCAGGGCUUCAGAAAGAAGCCGAGGGAAAAUGAGCAUCAAUUGUCUGAGCCCAAAUCACUAAAGCCCUGCCCGUCGGCAUCCAGUGUUAGCACACAUAGGCUACAGCUGCAGCUGUUGCCCAUUCCAAACUGUUCGGACCAUGUUGUUUAUAGAAAAUGAUGGUAUUAUAAUUAUAUUUGUUAUUAUAAAUGUGGUUGUUCCUAUUGCUGUUGCAUUUACUAUUGUAAUUACUCUUUGUUUACAUGUUUCAUUUUUAUUUUUCUCAUGUUUAGUUCCUGUUUCUAUUUUAACCACAGGGCCUUGCUUUGUAACAUUACAUUUCUGAUGGAUAUACACAGAGAGAUGCUGACAUUCCACAAAACCCCGGGCUAGUCAAUGUGUUUCAUCUGGGUUGGUGGAGCCUUGAUAUGGGGCAAAAAGCAGUCUGUGACCUUCUCUUUAUGGGUGGAAAGUGUUUUAGGG